GCUCGCCGUCCGAGGACCAGGGAAGGGAAGGAGCCAUCUCCACACAUCCACACAUCCACACACGGAAGCAACAUGGACCUCAGAGCCUCCAUAUCCCCUCUACUUCUACUGCUGCUGCUACUUGGCCGGUCCCAGGCUCUGCCCCUCAUGGAGGAUGAGGAUGAGGAGAAUGAUAUUUUCACGGAUGAGCUUGACGACAUUGACUUAACUACACAGAUUCUGGACACAAACAAUGCUUCCAAUGAACUCCUGAUGGAAGGAGAUCUUGUGGCGCCAAAAAGCAGAAAUGCUCUGGCCUGCUGGAACAACCAAUGUCUGUGGAGGAAGUCUCGCAGUGGGAAGGUGGAAGUGCCGUAUACAAUCAGCUCUUCUUUCUCUCCUAAUGACAAGAGGAAGAUCGACAGGGCGAUGUUGACUUUCAACAGGCAAACCUGCGUCAGGUUUAUUCCUCGCUCAGGAGAGAGCGCUGCCUACAUCAGCAUAGAGAGCAGAGAUGGGUGCUUCUCCAGCCUCGGCAGGACGGGUGGGAGGCAGGUGCUGUCCCUGAGCAGGAGAGGGUGUCUCUAUCAUGGCAUCAUCCAGCACGAGCUCAACCAUGCUCUGGGCUUUUACCACGAGCAGACCAGGAGCGACAGAGACCAGUAUGUGAAGAUCAACUGGCAAUACAUUAACCCCCACAUGGUCAGCAACUUUCAGAAAGCACGCAUCAACCACCUGAACACACCAUACGACUACACCUCAGUGAUGCACUAUGGCAGAUAUGCUUUCACCACCCAGCGUGGCAGAGCAACUAUCACCCCAAUUCCAAACGCAAGUGUGAGAAUCGGUCAGAGAAAGGGAUUGUCCAGAAGUGAUAUCCUCAGGAUCAACAAGCUGUAUGGAUGCUGUAAGUAUGACUGA
Messenger RNA from Engraulis encrasicolus (European anchovy), 900 nucleotides. RefSeq names its product hatching enzyme 1.2-like. The transcript is spliced from 7 exons. Gene Ontology annotation, molecular function: metalloendopeptidase activity; zinc ion binding. Bases 73 to 900 code for a protein of 275 amino acids. NCBI's taxonomy places the organism in Eukaryota, Metazoa, Chordata, Actinopteri, Clupeiformes, Engraulidae. Gene Ontology annotation, biological process: proteolysis. The record is from RefSeq and is a predicted model, not a curated record.